CGGUUCAGAUGGCUUCGUUUUUGGUGCAAAGUUCGGUGUUGCUGCUCGUGGUGCUGAUGGCCUUCGACUCAACCUGCGCAACAGGUUCCGAGCAGGGUGAUUUUAACCGCGGAAAUCUGGUCCGGGUGGCCAGAAAUCCCCAGCAGCAGCCGUUCCCGAAUUUCCCUCAGCUCCCUUUCGGCAAUCCGGAAAUUGUCUCGCAAGACACGCAAAACAAUAAAAAUGGCUUCACGCAGACAACCAUCUACAAGUUCCCGAACGGGAUGGGAGCGUCCUCGGUGUCGACGAGUCACUCGGGUUCGUCCAAGAUGACUGGCGCUGCCUGGAGCAUGGUGACCCUUAUAGCGGCGGUCGUGAUGAAACAGUUUUACUGAACGAGUGCCCGUGGCGCAUGAAGGCUUCUUUUGAGGCGCAUUAAGUUCGUUUUACUUCUGGCUCGUCGGCCAUUUUAUUUGGUUUUACGUUUUUCGCUUGUACCAGUAUUAACUCAGAAUUUUAGAAAUUUCAAAUGGAAAAGGUUUCUUUUGCAAUUUGGAUAAUGAUUAAAUUUUGAU
Messenger RNA from Anopheles coustani, 554 nucleotides. RefSeq lists its product as uncharacterized. The transcript is spliced from 4 exons. NCBI's taxonomy places the organism in Eukaryota, Metazoa, Arthropoda, Insecta, Diptera, Culicidae. The record is from RefSeq and is a predicted model, not a curated record. The coding region runs from base 9 to 374 and encodes 121 amino acids.